Cladocopium goreaui is the source of this 477-nucleotide messenger RNA. The record is from the annotation of a GenBank genome assembly. Lineage: Eukaryota; Dinophyceae; Suessiales; Symbiodiniaceae.
GAUCCUGCUUUGCAGGGCUUCUGGGACAUUCUUGACUUCGCUUGGGGAGAUCCACAACAAUAUCCUGAUGUGGCCGUGAUUGACAGCGGGUCGACUGACUCUUUGGAUGCCCAUGUCGGCCGUGGGGGUGAUGGUGGGGAUGAUCCUAGCGAUGGAGCUGCACCUGCUGUGCCAGCUUCUGACCCAGCAUCUGGGGCGCCCAGCAAUGAUGUUGAGACUGUGGAGCCCGAGCCUGCCAGAGAGUAUCUCAUUCCGUUCGUUCCUGACUACAUGGUCACUGACAGCCAGCCAGUGUCUGUCAACCCAACGGACUCUGAAGCUGAGACUACACCAUUGAAGCCACCUGCGCCUUCCAAGACUGAUCCCUAUGCCUAUGAGGUUCCUGCUGCAAGCACAGGCGCCUCUGGUUCUAUGGAUGCAGCAGUCAAGGAUGCCCAGCAGCAACUCCUGCUUGCUCAGAUCCGGUUGGCCAGGUGA